AUGUCGCCGCCGACUAACGGUGGCACCGCAACGCCCGCCGGCUAUGCAUCCUCCAUGACCGUCGUCUCGGACCAUGACGUCGAAGCCCAGCCCUCGCCCGACGUCAACCGCGUCUCCUACCUCCGCCGGUUCCUCGACCAGGCCGGCGUGACCCCCGCCGUCGCCAACCACACCUACCCGGGCAAAGGCACCGCCGAGUCCCCUUUCGUCGUCGACUUCCUGGCUGACGACGCCUACGACCCCUUCCGCUUCUCCGAGGGCCGCAAGUGGCUCAUCAUCGCCAUCCAGGCCACCGCCACCCUCGCCGUCUCCUUCGCCUCCUCCGCCUACUCAGGCGGCAUCCGCGAGAUCAUCCUCGACUUCCGCGUCUCCCAGGAGGUCGCUAUCCUCGGCGUCUCCCUCUUCGUCCUAGGCUUCGCCCUCGGCCCGCUCCUGUGGGCGCCGCUCUCUGAGGUCGUCGGCCGCCAGAAGCUGUUUUUCAUCAGCUACCUUGCCCUCACCGCGUUCAACGCGGGCGCCGCCGGCGCGAACAGCAUGGCCGCGCUGAUUGUGCUGCGCUUCUUCGCCGGUGCCUUUGGCUCCUCGCCGCUGACCAACGCCGGCGGCGUCAUCGCGGACAUCUUCUCGGCUGAGGAGCGCGGCAAGGCCGGCGCCAUCUUCUCGAUGGCGCCGUUCCUGGGCCCCGCGCUCGGACCGAUCGCAGGUGGCUUCCUCGGCCAGUCCAAGGGCUGGCGCUGGGUCGAGGGCAUGAUCGCCAUCUUUUGCGGCGUCGUCUGGAUUGCCAGCACCGUGACGUACCCGGAGACGUACGCCCCGGUCCUGCUCCGCAAGCGCGCCGCGAAGCUCAGCAAGAUGACCGGAAAGGUCUACGUUAGCAAGUUUGACGCUCAUGGACCUCCUCGCAACGCUGCCGCGCAGUUCAAGGUUUCCAUUACUCGCCCUUGGAUUCUUCUCGUCAAGGAGCCCAUUGUCCUUCUCACAUCGAUCUACAUCGCCAUCAUUUACGGUACAUUGUACCUGUGCUUCGCCGCCUUCCCUAUUGUCUACCAGCUUGGCCGUGGCUGGAGCCCCGGUAUCGGUGGUCUCGCUUUCAUCGGCAUCGCGAUUGGUAUGGUCAGUGCGACUCUUUAUGCCGUUUUCGACAACCAACGCUAUAAGCGGGUGGCGGCGACAUAUCCCAAUGGCGUUGCUCCUCCUGAGGAAAGACUGCCACCUGCUAUUCUCGGUUCUAUCUUGCUUCCAGUUGGCCUCUUUUGGUUUGCCUGGACCAAUGGUCCCGAAAUUCACUGGGCCGUCUCCAUCGUCGGCUCCGGCUUCUUCGCCGCAGGCAUCCUACUCGUCUUCCUCCCUCUCCUCAACUAUCUCAUCGACUCUUAUGUCAUCUACGCUGCCUCAGUGCUGGCAGCAAACUCGGUUCUACGAUCCCUCUUUGGCGCAGCUUUCCCCCUCUUCACGACGUACAUGUACAAGGACCUUGGCAUCCACUGGGCCAGCUCCAUCCCGGCUUUCCUGGCGCUUGCCUGCCUUCCCUUCCCCUUCCUCUUCUACAAGUAUGGCGCCAAAAUCCGUGCUCGCUGCGAGUAUGCGUCCGAGGCUUCUCGCAUCAUGGAGAAGAUGAGGGCAGCUUCCGCGGCUGCUGGGCCCAGAAGUGAAGAAGAGGCAGAGGCCGAGGCCGAGGCUGAAGUCGAGGUUGAAGAUGCGGCGAAGGCGGCAGAGAAGAAAGAGCAGGAGCCUGCAUCAAAGUAG
Messenger RNA from Cordyceps fumosorosea ARSEF 2679, 1746 nucleotides. RefSeq names its product Major facilitator superfamily domain, general substrate transporter. Gene Ontology annotation, biological process: transmembrane transport. The transcript has a single exon. Gene Ontology annotation, molecular function: transmembrane transporter activity. The record is from RefSeq and is a predicted model, not a curated record. Lineage: Eukaryota; Fungi; Ascomycota; Sordariomycetes; Hypocreales; Cordycipitaceae. Bases 1 to 1746 code for a protein of 581 amino acids.